Molecule: messenger RNA, 366 nt
Organism: Lactuca saligna
Lineage: Eukaryota; Viridiplantae; Streptophyta; Magnoliopsida; Asterales; Asteraceae
Source: the annotation of a GenBank genome assembly
AUGUCUCCGGCGUUAUCAUUCUCGUUAGUCCUUGUGGCUAUUCCAUGUCUGAUUCCCUCAUCGCCCAAUUUGGGCAAGCAACAAAAUACACAAGGAAGAAAGACCGUGUGUCGGAAAAUGGAAUGUGAAAUCAAUGCUCACAUCUUCGCCGGAGCUUUGUGGUCCAGAAGAAUGCAAUACUCAAAUGCCUCGCCACAUCAAAUUAUACUUCCAAAAUCCUGUUCAAUGUCGUAUGAUUUGGAUAAAAUUAAGGCAACAAUAAAGGGAUUGACGUAUCCUAUGAAAUACUUUGAGAAAAGGUUAAGGCUAGCAAUUGAGAAGACAUGGACUGAUGAAAGUGCACUCUCAAGAAUUGUGGCUACAUGA